Erinaceus europaeus (western European hedgehog) is the source of this 2386-nucleotide messenger RNA. It is a transcript of the gene SULT4A1, whose product is annotated as sulfotransferase family 4A member 1. Gene Ontology annotation, molecular function: sulfotransferase activity. Gene Ontology annotation, biological process: sulfation. The coding region runs from base 74 to 928 and encodes 284 amino acids. Gene Ontology annotation, cellular component: cytoplasm. The transcript is spliced from 7 exons. Lineage: Eukaryota; Metazoa; Chordata; Mammalia; Eulipotyphla; Erinaceidae. The record is from RefSeq and is a predicted model, not a curated record.
GAGCUGAGGCCGGUGGCGGGCGCGGGGUGGGCGCGUGCGGGGCCGGGCGAGGCGCGGGGCCGGAGCGGGCGGCAUGGCGGAGAGCGAGGCCGAGACCCCCAGCACGCCGGGCGAGUUCGAGAGCAAGUACUUCGAGUUCCACGGCGUGCGGCUGCCGCCCUUCUGCCGCGGAAAGAUGGAGGAGAUCGCCAACUUCCCCGUGCGGCCCAGCGACGUGUGGAUCGUCACCUACCCCAAGUCCGGCACGAGCUUGCUGCAGGAGGUGGUCUACUUGGUGAGCCAGGGGGCUGAUCCCGAUGAGAUUGGCCUAAUGAACAUUGAUGAGCAGCUGCCAGUCUUGGAGUACCCUCAGCCAGGCCUGGACAUCAUCAAGGAACUGACAUCUCCCCGUCUCAUCAAGAGCCACCUCCCCUACCGCUUCCUGCCUUCUGACCUCCACAAUGGUGAUUCCAAGGUCAUAUACAUGGCUCGAAACCCCAAGGACCUCGUAGUGUCCUAUUACCAGUUCCACCGCUCCCUGCGGACCAUGAGCUACCGAGGCACCUUCCAGGAGUUCUGUCGGAGGUUUAUGAAUGACAAAUUGGGCUAUGGCUCUUGGUUCGAGCACGUGCAGGAGUUCUGGGAGCACCGCAUGGACUCGAAUGUGCUUUUCCUUAAGUAUGAAGACAUGCAUCGGGACCUGGUGACAAUGGUGGAACAGCUGGCUAGAUUCCUGGGGGUGUCCUGUGACAAGGCACAGCUGGAGUCGCUGAUUGAGCACUGCCACCAGCUGGUGGACCAGUGCUGCAAUGCCGAGGCCCUGCCUGUGGGCCGGGGACGAGUCGGGCUAUGGAAGGACAUCUUCACCGUCUCCAUGAACGAGAAGUUCGACCUGGUAUAUAAACAGAAGAUGGGGAAGUGCGACCUCACGUUUGACUUUUACUUUUAAUCACAGCAGCAGCCACAAACUUGCAUGCUCACGGUCCCCAGGCUCUCUGCUCGCUCCCAGUCCCGUAUGCGCUCACUUGUCACUUCUGGACAGACUCUGGCCACCUUGUAAGCCCUGAGGGAGGGAAGGGGCAGCGGGAGAAAGGGUGGAAGUGGGUGAUUUCCCAUGCAGAGCCGCUGUCUCUCCUUUGGAAUCUGAAGUUUCUUCUCUCUCUCUCCCUUUCUCUCUCUCUCUCUCUCUCUCUCUAUCACAUACAUGGAAUAGCAGUUCUGAUGGCCUGUAUCAUAAGUAUAGUCUGUAACAUAUGCAGCUAGAAUGUCUGCCUUUUACAGCCCCCCACAUUAUUUAUUGUAUUUUAUAGAGCUUUUCACUGGAUAUCAAAAUAAAUGUCAGUAAACCAAAUAGAAGUUCAUUUCCAAGGGGACUCUGGAGCGAGCCACACCCAGCUCGGCAGGAAGAUCUCAGGGUCGACUCUUUAUUUUUGUAAUUUGGUACAGCCGCGUAGUCGGUUCUGGAAUGAAGGUGAGGAUGGGGGUGAGCUGGGGGCAGUAGGGCUGGGGAGGGGCUUGUUCAUGCUGAUGGAACCCGGGUCUUUGGAACCUCUCUAAAAUAGAGUGGACACUGCUCACUAGGGUAUUUCUAGAAACAGUGCCCCUCUUUGGGAGACUUGCUGUGGGCACUCCCCGCCACCUGCCACAGAAGAGCCAGCGGGUGACCUGCCUGCCCCCACCCACUGCUCCCGGCCUCCACGGCCAGCAGGUGCCAGGCCAAGGCUGUCACCUGAGGACUGGCCACCGAGCUUGAACGUACAGGCGAUCUUGUCUCCUCCAAAGCAGAACCCUGCUUACACUAGCAAGCGGAUGCCUAACAGUAAAUGUCUCCAAGCCCUGAGUCUCUGACUCCUUUUCAGUUUGUUCCAUCUGUGUCCUCGACUCUCAGCUAUGGGAGAACCACUGCACUCUAGCGCCCUGAUCCACACAGGCUGCAGUGGGCCCCUGCCUCAGCCUGUCUGGCCUGAACUCAGUGUCAGAGGGAAGAGAGGUGCUGUCUUUGUGGCCCUGUCCCCCUGCUUCACUUCCUUACCCCAGGUUUGGAAAGUAGGCCUGGGAGGGAGGGACCAGUCAAGGGCAUCUCCCCACCACAGUGGGACUGGGUGGCAUAGUUGGUGGUCAGAGGGGUGGCUACCCUCAGGGGUCCCUGUUCCGAGUGGCUUCCUGACUGGAUCAGGCAUAGCUGGUAUAAGGGAGGACAGCUGAGAUGGGGCCCCAGUUGGGUGGGGCCCGGGGUGGGGGCGUGACUAUGUGUGGGCCUUGACUGAACCUGUUCUGUGUGUCUGAGGGAGGCUGCUUUCCGUGGGCUUGCUUUUCUAUUUUUCUACCUUACCAACUGUACUGCUGUCACUGAGUGCCUCGCCAUCCCCUUUGCUUGCUUUCAUCUGUAAUAAAGACGUGACCCAGA